This is a messenger RNA of Microthlaspi erraticum, 702 nucleotides long. The record is from the annotation of a GenBank genome assembly. Lineage: Eukaryota; Viridiplantae; Streptophyta; Magnoliopsida; Brassicales; Brassicaceae.
AUGGCAUUUUACGAUAUCGGGGAGCAGCAAUUCUCUACUUUAGGGUACAUUGUAAGCAAACCUGUUAAUGCAGGAGCGUACGAGACCGAACCUCCGAUCCCGACCAUCGACGAUGCGAUCUACGGCUCAGAUGAGUUCCGCAUGUACGCCUACAAGAUCAAACGGUGUCCGAGGACUCGAAGCCACGACUGGACGGAAUGUCCCUACGCCCACCGCGGCGAGAAAGCCACUCGCCGUGAUCCUCGCCGUUACACUUACUGCGCCGUCGCAUGCCCGGCGUUCCGGAACGGCGCAUGUCACCGUGGAGACACCUGCGAGUUUGCACACGGGGUGUUCGAGUACUGGCUCCACCCGGCGCGUUACCGAACACGCGCCUGCAACGCCGGAAACUUGUGCCAGAGAAAAGUGUGUUUCUUCGCACAUGCGCCUGAGCAGCUCCGGCAGUCUGAGGGAAAGCACAGGUGCCGGUACGCGUAUAGACCGGUGAGGACGACAGCAGCGAGAGGCGAUGGUGUGGGGAUGAGAUUGGAAGGUGAGGAUUAUGACACGUGGCGGUCUCCGGUGAAAAGCGGGAAAAGUGAUUUAGAUAUAAACGAGGAGAGAUUGUUGAAGUGUUGGAGUGGGAUGAGCAUUGUGGAUGAGCCUUCCGAUUUGGGUUUGGAUUUGUCGCAUAUUGAUUGGAUCUCAGAGUUGGUCGAUUAA